AUGGAUGCGGACGACACCAGCGCUCUGAAGGCGCGGGUGGCCGAGCUGGAGACGCGCGUUCGUGAGCUGGAAGCGCAGCUUUCUGCGCAUUCUGAGCCCUCGGACUCGGAGCUUGUGGAGCUCCGUGCCAUUGUGGAGGCGCAAGAGGGUGCCCUUGAUGAUCAGCGUCGCAUCAUCGAGAGCCAGAGUGCCCUGAUCGAAGAUCUGAGCUCGCACUUGAGCGCCGCAGGUUCGAAUGUCGAGGCCCUGACUGAGACUGUCACGCCCUCCGCGACUUCGAGUCAAGUGAAAGAGCCGAAAGAUCCAGCACAUCCGGCACAUCCGGCACCAAGCAGUGAUCCUCAAGGUCCCAAGCGCCGGAGUGGUGGAAGUGGCGGAAGCGGAUAUCGCGGGACAAUGAGCGCUCCAGGUCUGCGCAAGCCUGUGAGUGCAUCGUCCGGGGGUGCAGGAGCAGCUGCAGGAGCCGUGGGACGGGAGAAGGUCGAUCGCAAGGAGAAACGCCUGGGCUGCUCGUCGGGCAGCAUCAGCUCUGCAAGCAGUGGUGGCUUGGUUCGAGGGCCAUCUCCACGAACGACGCCUCGCAGUGCCAGCACGGGCAUCGCCUCGCGUGAGACUAGAAGAGCAAACUCUAGCACACACGGCGGUCCCAACGUGUCUUCUGUGGGGUUGCCUCCCUCGCUUCCCUUGCUGCGGCAAGAAGCAUAG
Symbiodinium natans is the source of this 705-nucleotide messenger RNA. The record is from the annotation of a GenBank genome assembly. Lineage: Eukaryota; Dinophyceae; Suessiales; Symbiodiniaceae.